ACCUGACAGUUAGCCAGCACCACUCAGAUACGAAUUACAAAAAUACAUUUACAGCAACAAUUACAGAAACAUUCGUGGAAAAAACGCGACAGCUUAAAAAUACUUAAUAAAGUGCAGCACGUCUUUUGAGCGGCUCUGGUAAUUCUAUAAAAUUUAUGCAACACUGACAGCAAAGCCACAAAGCAAAAAGAACACAUCGAGGAGCAGACAGACAAGCCGAGCGGCAAACAAAAAGUGAGAGAUAGAUAAAGAACGAGCGAGAGCGAGUUAGCACUCAGCGGUGGCUGGUUCCACUGCCAUAUAACGGGAUUUUUCGCCUGAUUUACAGUUACCAACGCACAUCAAUCCUUCGCCAAGCUAGCACCUUUUACAACAGUAACAGCAAAGAGCAACAGCAGCAUAAUGCGUGGCCGUCACUUGCGCCGCCGUUUCAGCCUGCAGCCCUCGUUCAUGAAGGAUGACAGCGCCGAGGAUAAACCCAAGCGUGACAAAGUGGGCCGGAAUAAUGCAGUGGACGAUGCCAUUGGACCGGCAAAUGCACGUCAUAAAAUUGUGGUCAUGGGCGCGGCUAAAGUGGGAAAAACUUCGAUAAUCACACAAUUUCUAUACAACACAUUUACCACCAAAUAUAAAAGGACCAUCGAGGAAAUGCAUCAGGGGAACUUUUCAAUUGCGGGCGUUAGCCUAACGCUGGAUAUACUCGAUACGGCCGGCUCCUAUGAGUUUCCAGCAAUGCGCGCCCUAUCCAUAUCAUCGGCAGAUGCGUUCAUUCUGGUUUACGAUGUCACCGAUGCGUCCACUUUCGAGGAGGUGCGGGCUAUACGAGAUCAGAUACAUGAGACAAAGGCGACCACAGCGGUGCCAAUUGUGGUUGUUGGCAAUAAGGUAGAUCUGCUCUCCGAGGAUGGAGAACUGCGCGAGGUGGAAUAUGCCACAACCGAAUCGGUGGUAACUGUUGAUUGGGAAAAUGGCUUUGUUGAGGCAUCGGCGGCCAAUAACGACAACAUCACGCAGGUUUUCAAGGAGCUGCUCGCCCAGGCAAAAAUUACGUACAACCUGAGCCCGGCGCUACGCCGCCGCCGCCAGUCGCUGCCCCAGCAAAUUGGCAACAAUGGGCCGGGCACACCGCUGCACCACCAUCACCAUCACCAUCAAGGGGCGACGGCGCACGGUUCCGGCUCUGGGUCGGCCUCAACAUCGUCUGGUGCCGCCGGCGGGGCGCAUGGCUCACACACACCAACGCCGGCACAGCUGCAGCAUCUGCAGCGCAUACAGGAGCGCAGCUUGGGCGCCAAGCGCAACUCAUGCACAAUUUCCUAAGCCAAUUGGCGUUAAAUAAUAGCAAACCUUAAUGAACCUAUAUGCAACUGAAACUGAACAAACGGUCUCCUACAAAUGGUUUUCAAUGUUUCACAAAUAAAAACGAUUUAUAUUUAUGUAUUUACGAUCUUAUAUAGCAUCGACUCAAUCGUACCUCUUGCUAAACACUUUAGUACCUAUCUUGAGCAAAUUUUCGCUCUGUCUUUCUCUCAAGCUAUCCCUCUCUCUCUCUCUCUCUAUUCUCCCAUUUCUGACUAUCCAUAUAUCUAUAUCUCAACACGCCCAAAAAAUGUUUGGAACCCAAAAAGAUAUAAAUAGGCAUAAGCCGCAACUAAAAGACCCAUUAUAAUAUAAAUGUUAGUUAUUUCUACAGAUAUACAUAUAUAUAUAUAGUAUAUAUAUUUACAUAUAAAUAUGUCUAUAUAUACGAUUCACAGAUAUGUGUACCAUCUAUACAAAUAAUUGAAGCGGCAAUCCCAACAAACUAUGCACAAAGAUCUGUAAAUACAGGACAAUAUCUGAAGCUUAACGCCCAAAAAAAAAUUUGACCAAAAUCCCCAAAUUACAAUUUAUCCACUAUUUAUUACAAGACAAUUACAAUUUUUAGGUUGCUUUAAAAAAACAAAUAAAAAUUGAACGUUUUUCGCAUCUAAGCAAUGUUCUAAUCCCUUUGCAUAUAAACACAGUAACUAUCCGAAACAAAAUGCUUAAACUCAAGAAAAACCGCAAGAAAAGCGCCCAAAAUGUAGGCGGCUGUUGAACCGCUCCUGUGUCUAAUCACAAAAGUGUUACAGAUGUGUCUGUGUAUGUGUGUGUCUACCUAACCGAAAUAUAAGUAUAUAUGGAUUCUAUUAAUAAAUACAUACAUGUAUGUAUAUGUACGUUUUUUUCAAGAAUAGAAGCAAAACUUGGGGUGUAGAGCCUGACUGCUUCAUCUGAAGAACAGAGCUAGUUUUGGAACUUUGGCUAGAUAGCUUUGGCAAGCUGAGUACAGGAGUAUGCCAUGCUAUGAGAUACUCUGCACACUAUUUAUCUAUGUAAAAUGAAUUGAAUGAUGUUCAACGUACAAAGUAAUUACCUAACUCCCAAUUUAAAUGAAGUAAACAAAAUGAAUACAAAACAAAACUUAAAUAUCAUAAAUAUAUCAAAUAUAUGCACAUUUCGCUCACCCUGUAAGCUUAAUUAUAUUCCCUUUGAAACAAAAUUAAGUUCAAUUUACAAAAUAGCCAAUUCGAGAACUUUCCUUCUUAGCCGAGUAGCAUCUGGAUGUGUGUGUAUGUGUGUGUUAUUAGAUCGUGAGAGUUUAUAUAGAGUAGUUGAUGUAUUCUCAAAAAUAUUCGUGAUCGUAUAUUGUCUGUGGAAGAUGGAAGCAAAUGCAUAGUAAUUAAAGAUUGUUAAGAUUAUUUGUGAAUUUAGUUUUCUUUAUGUUUUAUCAUAAUAUAUUAUUAAAUGUUAGCGUGUAUCGUAAUGUAGUUGGUUAAUAAGGGAAAUGACGGUUUAAGAAUGAAAAUGCAAUGAAAACACCAAAGAAAAUCAAACUAAGGCCAAACAUAGUAAGGAAAAGCAACUAGAGAAGAAAGGAAAUACCUAUAACUACUUAUAUAGUAUAUAUAUAUACAUAUAUAUCUAUAUAUACUUACAUCUAUGAAUGGGUACAAGAAACGACUAUUAUGAUAUGAAGAUACAUAUGUAUUGUAUGCAAGGGUCUGCCGCAGCAUGUUAAAGCUAAUAUACUUAAUAAAUUUACAACAACUAGUUGGUUUGUCUGUGUCUGUGUUAAAUAUCAUAUAAAUAAAUAGCUUAAUACAUUCAUUGGGGUGCGAAGCCGAAUUUUCUUGCAAGCCAAAAGAUAACUAACUUGCUGAGCUUAAAUUGCAGGCCCCAAACGCAACUAAGUAUGUUUUAGAAAGCACAAUAUUCAAUGGUAUUUACAGAUUCCGAAGAGAAUCUUAUCAAAUUAAGGACUUAAACUUACUUUCAGUAUUCGCUUUAUUUUUAAAUUUCCCUGUCUAUGAAUAGACAUUUACACAACUACCUACGUAUAUAUAUAUGUAUAUAUAAACAUAUAUAUAUAUGUCUUGAUGAUAACCAAUUGAAUCGCCAACUGAUCAAGCGUUAAUCUAUAUAUAUUUAAAAUGUAUUAUUAUCUGUGCAAAUAGUAUGUUGUACAAUAAGAAUUAUCAAUGUCAAGCAAGGCUCAAUUGUAUAUUAUUUGAGUGCAGAGUGUUAUUUUUUAUAAUAUAGCACGACUUAAAAAAAAUGAAAAACAAUGAAUAAUAAGUAUUUAUAUCGAUAUGAUACAAUAAAAACAAAAACUAACUGAAUUUAUAUAAUUACUGAAACCAGUUCGUAUAAUACUUAUACAAAGUAGUGCGUAUUCGUGUGACAUUUUUGUGUGUAUUUACAAAAUAAAAUAAAUAAAAACAAUAUUGCUUAAAUAUUGCAUACAUAUAUACAUACAUAUUAUCAACCUACAUAUAUCUAUUGAAAAGAAAAUGCAUUAAGCAACAACUUGACAAAGCCAAUGUUCUGUGUGUAUUCUAUGUAAUUAGUAAAUUAUCAAUGUAAUACUACCUAAAACCCAAAGUUUUCCCCAGAAAAUUAUAACUAAAUUUUUGUAAUUUAUUUAGUUAAACGGCGCACUAUGACUGAACACAUUGUGUUUCAACACUUCUCACAAGAUUUUCACUUUUUCACAACAUUUGAGCGAACGUCAGGCAACUUUAAACAAACUAGCCAGGUCGGUUAGCUACCAAACCGGGCCAAAGGAAGCUGCAUAUAUUUUCCAUAUAAUAUUCGAGAAAUUCAGUUCACAGUGCGCUGAUUAACACAAACCCAUUUUGGAUAUAAAAGCAAGGCCACAUAGAAUUGACUAAAGCGCCAAUUGUUGGCGCUACAUUAAGGCAAAUACCAAAUAAAUUUCACUAUUGGUUCUUCAGAUACUUGCUACAUACUCGAUAAUACAUACACCUAUUAUAUAUAUUUAUAUGUAUACCUAGAUUUGUACUUUAAUCUAGAGCUUACGGUUGUGUCCGCUGUAUACGCCGCUGCAAUUUCAAAUUACAUUUUAUUGAUGUGAAAACCAAGAGAAUUAUUUAACACAAACGAAGUGGAAACACCCAAAACAAAAAAAUAAUAUAUACAUAUAUACUUAUAUCUAAAAUAUCUUAUCAAAUAACUCGUGCGCAUCGUUUUGAAAAAUAGUACAUAAAUAAUUGUGUUAUUGUGUUAACUUUUACGCGGCUUUUUUGUGUUUCCAAAUUUUCCUAAGUUUUAAAGUUAACAAUUUGUACGUAAGUGUGUGCGAGUAAUUACAAAAUUAUGUAGCAGAGCCCAAUGAAUGUUAUAAAGAAGUAGCAAACACCAGCAGAAGGCUAUCCUUAACAAUUAUUAACAUAAAUACCAAAUACAUACACAAAUAUACAUGCAUAAAUAUAUAUAUAUACAUAUGGUGUAUACAUAUACAAAUAUAUUUAUAAAUGUAAUUAAUAAAAAGCAAAACCAAAACCCAAAA
Drosophila montana is the source of this 4834-nucleotide messenger RNA. RefSeq names its product ras-related protein Rap-2b. Bases 403 to 1320 code for a protein of 305 amino acids. The transcript has 5 exons. The record is from RefSeq and is a predicted model, not a curated record. Lineage: Eukaryota; Metazoa; Arthropoda; Insecta; Diptera; Drosophilidae. Gene Ontology annotation, molecular function: GTPase activity; GTP binding.